GUCAGAACUGUUUGGGAUUAGCUAUAGCUGUUCUACAAGAAAAAAUGUUACACUUAAUACCUCCAAAUCCUCGAUUUACCACAGAAAUAAGAUAAAAGUAAGGGAUUUAACCCUUUCAAACGUUUCGAGCCGAAAUAAGUUCUGCAGUUAUUCUAUUUAUUAUAUGUUUAUGCUACAAUUAGCAGCCGGACCCCAGCUAACAGCAGCGGUAUUGCUUUAAAUAGCAGCAGUGACGUAUAACUAAUAUCAAAUAUUAAUUUAUAUGGUUCAUGCGAUGUAUUAAAAUGUUGUACACUGGAAUUAUGCUUGUCUUUAUAAUAUAGGUGAAACGAUGGUGACGGUUACUUUGCCCACAUUUGCUAGCGCGCGACGUUGCUAUGGCAACAAAAGCAGAGCGCUUUAAUUAUAAACAACGAAGCUGUGUGCAGUUUCUAAUUAGUUGACAGCUUUGUUGGUUACAGUAGGAGCGUUCAAAUAUCCUCGCUAGCAGUGUAGAUUGCAGAUGUUUAGUAACAUUAGUCCCUGUAAUCAACAGUAGAUACAUUCUGAGUUCGGAAUGCCAUACUACCCUUACUACUUCUGCCACUCUUAAUCCUCUCGUCCUUUAUAAGAUAUUUUUGAGCCACAAGGUGAUGAUGGAGGAGCCAGGAACCAUAGCAGUGACAGUGAAAACCCUGGAUUCCCAGAGCAGGACGUUCACUGUCAGGGGAGAGUGGACAGUGAAGCAGUUUAAAGAGCACAUCACUUUUGCUGUUGAAAUCCCAGUGGAUAAGCAGAGGUUGAUCUACCAGGGUAAAGUGCUGCAGGACGAGAGGACACUCGCAGAAUACAAUGUUGAAGAAAAAGCCAUUCAUCUUGUGGAGCCUCGUCAGAGCAGUCAGUCUGGGUGUGCAAGAGGCAGUGUUUCCAGCUCCUCAGGUGCAGCGGAUGGGGGAUCCACCUCCUCUCAAUCCUCCACCUUUUCAGGAGCUUCCCACAACCGUAAUUCCAACAACUACGUCAUGCUGGGAACUUUUAAUUUACCAGUGAACAUCAUGGAUCAACAGAAGAUACAGAUGUCAGUGCAGCAGAUGCUUGCUGGUGUUCGAGAAAUGGGGCAGAAUGUCAGAUUGAGCACCAGCACAGGAAGCAGUGGCUCAGUGGAUGUCCACAUCAAUGUGGACCAAUCGAUGCAGAGCGAGCCCAGGAUGAGGCUCCAGUUGGCAGAAAACUUACUGCGAGAGAAUCAGGCUUUAAUCCACAGACUUGAGGGUCAGUCAAGUGAAGUAUCAUCUCAACAAGCAACAGAACCACCUUCCUCUUCAUCCUCCACGUCACAGACAGAGGGACCAACUCACUCUGGACCAAAUAACCCGAGCCCAUUGGAACUAGUGGAAGUUCUUUCAGAGGUGCGGAGGGUGGAGGAGAGACUCCGUCCUUUCAUGGAGAGGACUCACUCAAUCUUUGGAGCUGCCAGUUCUGCUGAUUACAAUAACAAUACACAAGAACGAGAGGAAGAUCAGUGCACUCUAAAUUUGAUCGGAGAAUCACUCCAUCUCCUUGGCAACAUCUUAGUGGCUCUGAGUGACUUUCGCUGCAAUUUAUUUACUCAACCUCCCCACUAUUUACACGUGGUUCGGUCAAUAUCUCACUACACCUCCCCUGUUGUACUGCAGAGUGGACUGCCUCAAAUUCCAAUUCUGGUGAACCUUGGCAGCACUGGCACUAUGACCUCAAAUGACAGACAGGCCCAGCCCUCUCAGCCCAGCAGCCAAUCAGAGCAACAGAGUCAGGGACAGGCUCCUGCCCCUCCACCUACUGGAGCCAAUCAACAAACUAUUAUGCUACUAUCUGAAAGUAUUAUGGGUUUCUUUGGAGAUCUUCUUUCUCUGGUGUGUCAGAGUUUCUCCAUUGUGGACAUGGUGGUGCUGCUGCAUGGUAAUCCUCAGCCUCUGAGCCGCAUCCAGCCUCAGCUCACAGCCUUCUUCACGGACCACUAUCUGCAAUACCGAGAACCCACCGACCCCAACAUAACUAGAGCUGCUGAUGAUCUGAUCAAUGGACUGGAAGAGUAUAUUGCAGAGAAUUUUUCCACAGUGACUGUUCGAGAGGGAGUGAACAUCAUCCAAACCAACAUGUCCUUCCUGAGACAGCAGUUAACAUGCAUGGCCACACACAUUAUGUUCUGCACAGAUAACACAUUUGGACAGCGUCUGCUGUAUCUGUGCACUCAGGGGCUGUUUGAGUGUCUGGCCCUUAAUCUUUACUGCUUGAGAGGAGAGCAAAGGUCUCUAAUCACCAUCAUCAACCACAGUAUUAGGAGGAUGUCAACAGAAGUGAAUCCCAGUCUGGUGAACUGGUUGACCAGUAUGAUGUCCAUGAGGCUGCAUGUGAUUCUGGAGCACAACCCAGUUACUGAAGAUCAGAUCCAGCAUUAUGUCAUCUACACACAGCAGAGCGUGUCUUCUCAGAGAACAGACUCACAAGCGGACCAGCAGUCAGAGAGUGUAGAGAUGGAGGAGAGUCUGUCUCCUGCCCCUGCUACCACUGCGGAGGAAGUCAAGGCAUCCACAGGAAACAUUGCUGAUGGUGAAGAACCACCACGCAGGCCAUUAUUAGAGGAGACACGAGGAGCCGUAGCCUUGGCAACAACAGAGUCGUCGUCGUCAAAUGGAGAGGUGGAGCCAUGGGUAGCCGCAGUUCUACCUGAGUGGGUACCCAUCAUAAGACAUGACAUGCUGACACAGAGGAAGAUGAAAGCACAGCAGCCUCUGUCUGAUGCUUAUCUGCAUGGAAUGCCAGCCAAGAGGAGAAAGACCACACAGGGUGAGGGUCCACACCUCUCUCUUUCUGAUGCCGUAAGUCAAGCUGCCAGAGUUGCUGGAGUUCAGCCUGUUACAACACCAGACAGCCUACAGGGGGAGCUGGAGGCACCAGAACUACAGGAGGCAUACACACAACAGGUGAAGAGUGAUAUAAAGAAAAGACUGAGUGAUGAUCCAGACUAUAACCACCAGCGACUUCCCAACACACACAGAGCUUUCUUUGAGGACUAACCAACAGCUCAGUUUACACAUCUGUCUUCUCUUCAUCAAAUGCACGACCAUGAUCAUGAUGUCUCACAGGGAGCACCCAAUAGCGUCUCACGCUGUGAGGGAACCAGUCGUUUUGAAAUCGGCAGCUGACACACGCAACUCAGAUGUUUUCCAUAGUCAAGUGUGUGGAUAGAGACUCUAAAUAUAGACAGAACCUGUGAAGACCGUAAUAGAGGAGCUGGGAUGCUCUGUGAAGAAACUAGACUUUCUUCCUUUUACAUCAUGUGCAAAAGGCACUGUUAUACGGAACAGCAUCUAAUAGUUUUUCGAUGUCACUGAGUCAUCUCAAAGCCAGAUUUACACUGAUACGAUUCAUGUGUCCCUGUCCAUUGUAAAUUAGUUGUAUAUUGCUGUAAUAAUUUGUUUUAAUAAUGACAAUGAUAGCAGUUGUAGAUACUUCAUUUCAUCUUGACCAGCUCAAUGUGUAGAUAAUGCCAAGAUUAUGCCAAGUUCAAUGUUUACAAGGUCCAAACAUAUUGUUGAACAUGAGGAAUUGAUGUACUACACUGCACAAUUCAUCACAUAGGACUUUAAAGUAUGUAGCCAAAGUGAUGCAUUGCUGUUAUUUGUCAUUAUUUCGUGCAUGCCAAAAUCAUACUGUUGGCUCCCAAAUUCAUGUUGUUGAAGAAUGUGGCUGUUCUGAAAUACAAAUGGUCCAUGUCUGGAAUUACUUUAAAAAAAAACGUCUGCCUCCAUGUCUGUUUUGGCCACUAAUAAUCUUAAAGAAACUCGAGCCGGAUUCAUAAAACAUUCUAAAGAAUUAAAUUCUUCUUAACUACUUUUUCUUCAUAUUUUAUGACUCAAGAACAAAUAUUAAGAAUAUUUUGUAUUCCCAAAAAGACAUCUUAAGAUGUUCUUUAUGAAUUGCACUUUUUGCACUUUCUUGCGAACUAUAUUUAUUAAAAGAUUUUUGUGAAUUCGGACGCUGAAUUCCAUUUGCUAUGGUUAUGUUUUACAAAAAUAGCUUUCACAUGUCACUUACCAUAAAUUGAUUGUCCUAUUACAUUCUUAAAGCAGUAAAAUUGUGGCACCCAGGAAGCAAAAUCAUCUGGACCCUUUCAACAGCAAAGACCAAUUGUUUUUAUAUUUACGCCAACUGUAGAGUUGCAUUUGUCAAGUUCAACCACUCAACCCUGUCAUUGUAAGAAAUAGCAUCAAACAGGGUUAUGAAAAUUGCCAGUGUUUAUUGUGCCAUCAUGAGAUGGAUGAAAAACUUUUUCCAAAGAUUAAGCAUCUUUUUUCACUGUCAUGCUUUUGAAAAAAAAAAAAAAGUUCCAUUAUAUGCUACUAAUUAUUUGACACAUAAAAUAAUUAUAAUUCCCUUAUCCAGAGACAACCCUCAAUGGCUCUAUCGGGUUUCUAGUCAGAUAAAUCAGGUGGUUAUAUAUGCUAUUGCAGGCU
Myxocyprinus asiaticus (Chinese sucker) is the source of this 4475-nucleotide messenger RNA. Its product is annotated as large proline-rich protein BAG6-like. The transcript is spliced from 20 exons. NCBI's taxonomy places the organism in Eukaryota, Metazoa, Chordata, Actinopteri, Cypriniformes, Catostomidae. Bases 633 to 3035 code for a protein of 800 amino acids. Gene Ontology annotation, cellular component: BAT3 complex. Gene Ontology annotation, molecular function: polyubiquitin modification-dependent protein binding; misfolded protein binding. The record is from RefSeq and is a predicted model, not a curated record.